Molecule: messenger RNA, 970 nt
Organism: Hydra vulgaris (swiftwater hydra)
Lineage: Eukaryota; Metazoa; Cnidaria; Hydrozoa; Anthoathecata; Hydridae
Product: RAB6-interacting golgin
Biological process (GO): non-motile cilium assembly
Source: RefSeq, a predicted model, not a curated record
UCUUCUUUUUUAUUUUACAGUUAAAUAUUCAAUUAUGUCAGACUGGAGUGGUUUUACAGAAGAAGAAUUACAAAGACUGAAGCUGGAAAAUGAUCCGAAUCUUCCACAAGAUAUAAAUAAGAAAAAAAAUAUUACCACUAAGAAUUCCAAUGCAUUGCGUGAAGCUAAAAAAAGAUCUAUACCUCAGUGGCCAAAGCAGAUAGAUAAUCCUGUCAGUUCAAUUGAUUUUAGCCAUGCUGAUUCUAAACCUGUUGAAGACAUUAAGUUAAUACAGUCUGUUGAGGUAAAAGAAAGUCCUACUUUACAUGAAUAUGAUAUAAAAGCAAAUAAAGUAAAGAGCUUCAUUAAAGGGAAUCAAAAUGAAGCAGUUCAAAAUGAAUCUAAUGCAAAGGUGAUUGCUGAGGAGACAAUAAUUAAAGAAAAUGAUGAUGUUGGUGUUUUAACACAGGAGCAAGCGCUUGAGUUAGAGAGAAAAAAAAUUGAACAAUUACAAAUACAACAUAAGUUAAUUGAAGAUCAAAAUAAAAAGAAAAAAAUGCUCAUUGCUAGCACACUUCAGGAAAGGAUGAAGCAGACAAUGAGCGAGUCUCAGAAGUUAAAAGAAGUGCAGCAACAAUUAAUUCAUUUAGAUGAAAAACUGCAAAUUGACGUUGAAUCUUUACGCAAUAAAAUCGAAGAAGCAAGCUUGUUAUUUUCGCAAGCAGAAAAGCGAUAUGAGCGCUCUGAAUCUGAGUAUGUUUCAGCAAAAUGUGAUUAUUAUAAAAAAAAAGAGGAAAAGGAACAAUUAAUUGAACAACUUUAUGCUAUCAUUCAAGCUAAUGAAGAGCGCAAAGCCAAAAAACUUGAAGAGCUUAUGGUAAAGCUAGUGUCUAACACAAACCUAGAAAGUCCUACAUGUACUCUUCCAAAAACUAGCAUUUCAAAUGAAUCUAAUACAAAUGUGAUUACCUAAUGAUAUUGCAUUAUUUUA